Symsagittifera roscoffensis is the source of this 1077-nucleotide messenger RNA. Its product is annotated as eukaryotic translation initiation factor 3 subunit G-like. Gene Ontology annotation, cellular component: cytoplasm; eukaryotic translation initiation factor 3 complex. The transcript is spliced from 2 exons. Bases 10 to 960 code for a protein of 316 amino acids. Gene Ontology annotation, molecular function: RNA binding; translation initiation factor activity. Lineage: Eukaryota; Metazoa; Xenacoelomorpha; Acoela; Convolutidae. The record is from RefSeq and is a predicted model, not a curated record.
CUAGAUAGCAUGGUUGAAUCAAGAGAUGAAGUUCCUGCGACGCCAAAGGCGACAAAUGGUGAGCCAAUCAAUUGGGCUGAUUUAGUCGACUACGAAGAAACCAAAGCUUCAAAAGGUUCAUCGUUACCUUCUAAUAAUGCAGUAACAGCUUCAAUUCCAGUGCUGAAACCGAAUGAGCAAGACGUUCAAAUAGAGUACAACAACGACGGAGAUAAAGUUGAAACCGAAUAUCGGAUUAAUCCCGAUACGAACAAAAAAGAAAAGGUGGUGACCGUGUACAGGCAAGAAAAGAAGCUGGUAAAUAAAUCAAUUGCAACGAGAAAGAGAUUGGCUAAAUUCGGAGCAUCUGCUGUUGACGAACCUGGUCCAAACAAAGCCACGACGCAGAUAUCAAUCGAAGAAAUAUCAAUGAAGUUCGUGUCAACAAAAGACACAGGCACUCUUGGCGAUGAAGAUGAAAUGGUGAAAUUGCAGAUUGGCGACAAACUGAUUUCGUGUAGACAUUGUGGAGCUACAACUCACUUGUCUGCGCAGUGUACUUUGAAAUCACAAAUGGAGCAAUAUAACAAGCUUUCCCAGGAAAUGUCUGGACAGAAGAAACCGGGCUCUAUGGAACCGGUAGCCAAUGGAAGCUAUGUACCCCCAAGUCUGAGAGGAAAAGCAGGCGCAGCAGGACCCGGUGGUGCUGGAGGAAUGGCGAGAAAUGACCAGAAUUGCAUUCGAGUUUCCAACCUUCCCGACUUCGUGGACGACAUGUACCUGAAAGAGCUGUUCAAACAGAAAGGAAGCAUUGAGAGAGUGUUCUUGGCUAAAGAUCGAACCACCAAAGCCAGUAAAGGCUUCGCGUUUGUGACAUACAGAGAGAGAAGUUCAGCAGAAGCUGCAAUCGAGACCUUCAACCGACACAGAUUGGGGUGUUUAAUCUUGAGCGUCGAGUGGGCACAGCCUUCCACACGUUAAAAUUAUUAAUAUGCAAGUGUGGAUUUUUUAUAUUAAAAUGAAUUGCUGUUCAGCUUAACGAAGUAUCGGGUAUUCAUUGUUGUAAAUGGAAAUGGCAAUUUAAUUUUCAUUACGCGG